Messenger RNA from Vigna radiata var. radiata (mung bean), 742 nucleotides. RefSeq names its product ethylene-responsive transcription factor ERF023-like. Gene Ontology annotation, biological process: regulation of DNA-templated transcription. The record is from RefSeq and is a predicted model, not a curated record. Bases 26 to 586 code for a protein of 186 amino acids. The transcript has a single exon. Lineage: Eukaryota; Viridiplantae; Streptophyta; Magnoliopsida; Fabales; Fabaceae. Gene Ontology annotation, molecular function: DNA-binding transcription factor activity; DNA binding.
CGAAUGUCACUCUAACACACUGUGAAUGGACCAUCAACCCCCACCCUGCCCCGAUGACGACCUAACCGCCGCCACCACCGCCACUCCGAGGUCCGGCACGCGCCACCCCGUCUACCGCGGCGUCCGCAAGCGCCGCUGGGGAAAAUGGGUGUCCGAAAUUCGGGAGCCGCGCAAGAAGAACCGCAUAUGGUUGGGGUCUUUUCCGGUGCCAGAGAUGGCGGCGCGAGCGUACGACGUCGCCGCAUACUGCCUCAAGGGUCGGAAGGCGCAGCUCAACUUUCCCGACGAGGUGGACUCCCUGCCGCUUCCUUCGUCCCGCACGGCCAGGGACAUUCAGGCCGCCGCGGCCCAGGCGGCGCGCAUGAUGAAAGCGGAUGGCAGUGACGUGAAAAGCAGCAUUGCCGAUGAUGACGGAGACAGCGGCGGCGACGAUUUUUGGGGCGAGAUUGAGUUGCCGGAGCUGAUGGACGGCGAGUGCUGCUGGGGUUGCCCAGGAGGAUCCUCGUGGAGUACCUCCGGCGACAUCGCCGGUUGGACGGAGGAGGAGUUUUCGCCGCAGCAACCGUCGUUCCUGGCGUGUCUAUGAUCUGUAUCUGUAUUAAUGGUGUUCAGUGUUUGGUAUGUUUCUUAUAUAUAAAUAUGUUACUAUUAGUGUUACUACAUCGCAUAUGCCAACUGUUCCUGUUGUCAUAAAUAAUAAUAAUAAUUAUCGGUAGUAGUAAUAUUUUCAUUGAAACUUGUC